ACUCUAUGUUAAUUUUUCAUACAGAAAAGACAAGUUUUGGAAGAGUGUAAUGAUUUAGAACCUAGAAUUAGUGCUCUGGAUGAUGAUCUUGAUGAUGUUGAAUCAGAUGACGAUGAGGAUAAGGUAAAAAGAUGAAAAAUACUAUUAUAAAAUUUAAAUAUUGUUAUAAUCAAUGAAUUAUUCAUAUAGGACCUGAGAAGAAGCUUAACACCAGAUAGACGUCUUCCACUUCAUUUAAAAAGAGACGAUGAUAACAAUAAGAGAAAUCUUUCUCCACUUCGUCACAGACGUAGUCGAAGUAGGUCUCCUCACAAACGAGGGCAUUCUUCAAGAAGAUCGAGAUCUAGAGAAAGACACCAGUGUCAGAGUCGUUCCCGAGAAAGGGACAGAGAGAGGGGAAAUGAUCGUGAGAAAACUCGUGAUAAAAACAGAAGACAUCGAUCAAGAUCACCAGGACAUAAGAAAAAAUCAAGUAAACACAGUCGAAGGGAAAAAGAAAACGAUCCAGGUGAUAGAGAAAGAAGAGAUCAGUGAAGGCAGAAAUGAGAAGAUUGUGAAGGGAGAAAGCAGAGAUAAGAUUGCUGAAGCAAAUGCACUUCGUGCUAUACUUGGCUUGCCUCCAUUACGACCAUAGAUUUUGUAUAUAACAUCACAUAAUAAAUAUAUCAUAACUGUCAAUGACCAUUUUAAAAUUGUUUUUAAAUCAUGUUCAUUUUUAGUUGUACAGGAAUUGUAAUUUUAUAAUUAAAAUGCUUAA
This is a messenger RNA of Centruroides sculpturatus (bark scorpion), 757 nucleotides long. RefSeq lists its product as uncharacterized. The transcript has 2 exons. Bases 248 to 634 code for a protein of 128 amino acids. The record is from RefSeq and is a predicted model, not a curated record. NCBI's taxonomy places the organism in Eukaryota, Metazoa, Arthropoda, Arachnida, Scorpiones, Buthidae.